Bursaphelenchus xylophilus (pine wood nematode) is the source of this 4043-nucleotide messenger RNA. The record is from the annotation of a GenBank genome assembly. Lineage: Eukaryota; Metazoa; Nematoda; Chromadorea; Rhabditida; Aphelenchoididae.
AUGAUCUCAAAAGAGCAAUUGGACAAGGUUUUUGGAAAGGAAUGGUGUCGAAAAUACUGCAAAAAACGGCCAAAUUUGUAUAACUUCCUGGAAAAUCGUGAGAUCGAAAAAAGGAAACCUUGUGAGUUUUGAUUUGUAAGAAGUUUGACGUCGUUUAGGAGCUUUUUCGAGACGGUCAAAGAUGAUUUUGAAUAAAAUUUGGAAGAAAUUUAAUUGAUGGAUAAGAUAAAGGUAUUUGAAAUGGCAGAAAACAAAGAUUUUAUGGUAAAAAAGUUUUCUGAGGUCUUUAAAAGAGUUGUUUUAGUGUCUUCAAACGAUUUUUCGUAUUUAACCGACCCUGAAACAGAAUGCCAAAAGUGGCGGGAAUUCAAUUUUUUGAAAAAAAUUCCCCAAAAUUAGAGAAAUUUAUCAAAUUUUCUUACUGUAUUUUACCAACCUUGCCGAAAAAUGCGGUCAAAAUUUAGUCUUUGAAAUAUUUCCACCCAUAUGGCAAGUGUAAUAUAAAAUCUAUUCGAAAUCAAUUACAAAUCAUUGUCAUCAGCACUUUUUAGGCACCCAAUUUGUCAAUGGAGGUCGUGAAUUCUAUAAUUAUAUCAGAAAUUUGGACUUGUCGAACAUUGACGGCCGAAUUAAUGUCACCCCAAUCAGGUUCAGUCCGGAUGGAAAUAAAUUGAUUUGUAUCAACACAGCAAGGCAGGAAGUCUUGAUUUAUCGAUAUAAUGGAACUGGGAGGAUACGAAAUCAAAGGAUUUCCGCGUUUGAGGUAAUUUUUGAGCGAGUUAGGAUGAGAUAUUUGGAGAAUAAGUCAUCAUGAAUCGAGAAAUAGGAAAAAUAGCUAAUUUUUUAGUACUGAAAUUUGGAAAAAGUUGUUUUGUGAGGUGUAGAAAAUAUAGUUGGCCACUACGGUCAGAUUUUACAAGAUUAAAUAUGUCAUAAUGACGGAUUUUCUGGAGAUUUUCGGAUUUUGAAUUUUCAUUGGGUGAUGUCACCUGGGGCUUGUCCCACUAACAAAGCGUAGCGCGAAUCACGAAUUGGAAGCGCGAAAAAUCAUGCAAAAGCGAGAGAGGUGAGAGAAAAAGCGGGCUCUCUCGGAAAUCCGCGCUACGGUUUUUUUGUGGAAAAUACCGAAAAUUUUUUUCUUUUUUUGCCGUAACUCCUUUCAAUGAUGUCCGAUUUACAUGAUUUUAAAAACCGUAAACAUAGGAGACCCACAGCUUCUAGAAAAUGUAAAUUUUGUUUGCUUUAACGCGGAUUAAGGCUCCCCGCCAAGACGAAUUACAAUUUCCUUAUGGAGAAUCAUGAUUCGAAGUCAUAUUUUCAAAAAAACUUAUCAUUAGCUAUUUAUCGUAACUUCCACAGCUCAUAUGCGAAUUUAUCAACCCGAGUUGCCCCUUCCAAGCCCAAUGUUUGGUCUCCUCUUGUCAUAAUUUGCUCGGUGACAAAAAGGUUUGUUAGGGAAAAAAAAAUUAUAGAUAAAUUCUCCACUCAUUCCUCAGAGACGUUGAAACAAACUAUUCAAGCCAAACUACCCCUCUUACACCCAAUUUUAGUCACCCCUUGUCAUAAUUCGUUUUAUAACAAAAAAGUUGCUUUCAUAUGGCAAGGGGAGACCAAAAAUUGGGCUUGGGAGUGGCAGCUCGGGUUGAUAAAUUUGCAUAUAAGCUUUGGGAGUUACGAUAAAUAGCUAAGGAUAAGUUUUUUUUGAAAAUAUGACUUCGAAUCAUGAUUUUCCAUGAGGAAAUUGUAAUUCGUCUUGGCGGGGAGCCUUAAUCCGCGUUAAAGCAAACAAAAUUUACAUUUUCUAGAAGCUGUGGGUCUCCUAUGUUCACGGUUUUUAAAAUCAUGUAAAUCGGACAUCAUUGAAAGGAGUUACGGCAAAAAAGUAAAAAAUUUUCGGUAUUUUGCACAAAAAAACCGUAGCGCGGAUUUCCGAGAGAGCCCGCUUUUUCUCUCACCUCUCUCGCUUUUGCAUGAUUUUUCGCGCUUCCAAUUCGUGAUUCGCGCUACGCUUUGUUAGUGGGACAGGCCCCUGGUUAUAAAAAAAACAAGAUACAUGUUUUAUACUAUCUAAUGACGUAUUUUUUUAUAAUUUUAUAUGUCAUCAUGACAUACUUUCCGGAAUUUUUACACAUUUUGAGAUUUAAAAAUUUCAUCGUAUAACUUGUCACUCCUUGACUAAGAUACCCCAAAUAUUUGUUUCAGGACCUCUUUACUCAUCAGUUCACCCUCCAACUCCAUCAAAUCGAACGUGGCGCAUCCAUGGUCCGAGAUAUUACCCUACUUCCAGAAAAUGGGUCCCAUUUGAUACUUUCAUAUUUUGUCCCUUUGCCAGAAAAUGCUGCGAUCUUACACAGAAUGAUACGAAAUAAUGAGAGUGAAUUCCCGAGAAGCACUAUCGAACAUACAGUCUAUCUUAUUGUUGAUAUGAAAGUAAGGAUUUUUGAGAUUUUUUGAUUUUUUUUUGAAAUUGAUUUUAUGAAAAAAGUUUAUGUUUUGACUUGUAUGUAUUGUAGAGUAUAGAAACGUUUAGUUUAUUCAAUUUUCAGACCGGUCAAAUCACGGCGACGCUCAGGUUUGACUUCGAAAAUCACACAGGACACUGUGUGUACUCUGUUGAUAGAAUGAUUGGAAUUUUGUCUUCCCAGCACCAAACAAUUUACAUUCAUCGCCUGGAAAAUGACGGAAAAUUGAUCUUGCUUCGGGAAAUUGGUCGGACAUUGUAUGAGGACGACCAUUUGAUGAUCAAAUCUUCGGUGAAUCCGAUCUCCGAAAAGGUGUUCAUGGGUAAGGUAAAAUUGAAAAUUUUAGUGCGAUACAUACCUAAAAAUCUUUUUAAUACAGAAAUCUAAGGCUUUCAUGACCUAUGAGACAUUUUUCGACCUUUUUUACCUUAUUUUUUGAAUCCCCGCCAUUUUUGGCAUUCUGUUGCAAGAGCCGAAAACUUGCAAAACCCCUUCAAAUUGAGAUAUUUGUAGUAAAAUGGACUGGGUAAUGAAUGAUUCAUCUAAAAUUUUGAGUCUUUUAGGCCUUUGCGAUAUUAUCCAUGACAUUUUUGAUAUCAAAACUUUCGAUUGUAGGUUUCCGCCAGAAGCUUUUGGCCUUCCUCUACAAAGAACACCAACGAUUCGGCCGUUCGUUGGAAUUUCUCCGAUAUUUCAACUACUAUCGUAACCUUCGGAUGUCAAAGUUUCAAUUUUUGGGAGCGGAUCGUCUCCUGAUCCGAGUCGAUGCCAACAUAACUGGCUCGAUCGGCGGCGAUCAGGAACUCUAUGCCCGCCGAGCAAGUCGAGCCGAGCCUCCAAAUCUCCAUUAUAUGUUCGUUAUCUACGAAUGGAAGGAGCCGAAAAUCCUGGGUUGUUUUAAUCGCUCGUCGACGACCCUGUUUAACACAAUGUUGGAGAAUUACGAGACGUUUAAGAAUGGAAGUGUAACGAAAACAUAUUUUCCAACAACUAUGGAGCAUUGUAAAUUCUUGAAGGACAAACAGAACCACGCUUUUCAACAGUACAUGACUGCAAAAGGUGAGUUGAGCCGAUUAAUGUCUAAAAUAAUGUCCAGGACAUCGAUGUGAGGUGGUAAAACGACUGCUAAGUGUGUUGCCCUUCUCAAUACAGUCCAGUUAUGUGUCGUCGAUAUUUUUGGACCCGUUUGAGUUCAGUUAUGACGACCGGAUCAACGCGAUUUUGGAGAAAGCCAGGGCGCAGCCCGAAAUGACGUUACGGUAAGAAUUUUUUAUACCAGAAUGCUGUAAAAUACGUUGGAUCGUUUCUUAGAAGUUUUGUUUUUUAUGUUUUGCAAAAAAAUUCUAACGAUUGACUGCAUACGGGCUACAGUAAGCCGAUCUUUACAGAAUUGUGAACAGAAAGACGGGCGACCGCGUGGUCGACAUUGAGCUCACAAAUCUCCCAAUUGAAAUGGUCAACGAGCAAAAACCGGUCCUCAGAAUCCUAUUCCACCCGUAUGAACCGCUGAUCAUGCUCACGGACAGGUAUUGCACCGACUCCAGACUUUUUAUCUUCACUUUGCCUUUUGAUCAAGAAUAA